This is a messenger RNA of Terrapene triunguis (Three-toed box turtle), 942 nucleotides long. RefSeq names its product maestro heat-like repeat-containing protein family member 1. Bases 1 to 942 code for a protein of 313 amino acids. The transcript is spliced from 10 exons. The record is from RefSeq and is a predicted model, not a curated record. Gene Ontology annotation, cellular component: cytoplasm. NCBI's taxonomy places the organism in Eukaryota, Metazoa, Chordata, Testudines, Emydidae.
AUGGGGGCGCAUGGGCUCUUGGAGAAAUCUGCCUCAAGACCCUUAAUUGACUUCUUGGUGCGUCAGUGCACCCUGACCCUCGACAGCACGGAGGAAGCAGACGGGAGGCGCACCAUGGAGCUCGAGGUCCGCCAGCUCUGCUCCAGCACCCUGCAGUCCCUGGCUGACUCCCCCAGAAUGGCCAAUGUUUUAUGGCCUGGGCUGCUCCUUCAACUGAGCCCAGCAGCCCAUGGGCCAGCCCUGCCUCUCCUCCUGCAGACCUCGGUCGAGGUGGUAAAGAGGAUGCAGGAGGAAGGCAGGCUGCCCUUGGCCAGGAGGUGCGGCAAGGCGAACAGAGGGUGUCGGUCAAGCCCCAAGUCCACUCUACCCCAGGAGCUGCUGGCUCGGCUGCUGGUGCUCGGUGCGUCUUCGUUUAUGACGGUGCAGGUCAGAAGGGCAGCCAUGUUCCUCCUCUUCCAGCUCAUGAGCAUGUUCCAGGCCGGGUCGGGCCGGUUCUGGAAUAGCUACAAGACGGAAAUGCUCCUCUAUGUGGAAGAUCACAAGACCUGCUUCUGCCAGAGGGAGUGGGAGCAGCAGCUGCUGCAGUUCCUGGAAGACCUUCUCUUCUUCAUCUCGGACCACACCUGGCUGGGCUGUUUCAUCACUAGUAUCAGGCGCCAGCUGGCCUACGGUGAUAAGCGGCCCGGUGACAAGAGCUUUCUCUACAAGUGCUGGGGCACUGUGCUGAUGUUUUUUCCAGCAGAGAGCAUCAAGCCCCAGCUAUGGCUUCUGGUGGAGAUGGUCGAUUUCCGAGAAGAAGAGGAAAGAGAGGGAUUCGCCCGAGCGCUUGGGCUGUGUGCCAGGCAACAGCUAUAUGAGGUUUUCGCCAUCCUGGAGCACUGGGAAGAGUUUGUCAGCAGGGUGCAGCUCCAGCCUUCUGCUGGUGGCUCUCUGGAGUUGUAA